AUGCGCCCCUGUACCGCCUCCUCAUGCUGCUGCCAGGCCCGUAAUCUGCCAUGGGCCCCCGUACCGACUCCUCAUGCUGCUGCCAGGCCCGUAAUCUGUCAUGGGCCCCUGUACCGCCUCCUCAUGCUGCUGCCAGGUCCAGAGUGUGUCAUGGGUCCCUGUACGGCCUCCCAUUGCUGCUGUCUCUAUCGCCACACUCUGCCAUGUGCCACUUUCAGGUCUCCUCACACUGCUGGUGGUUUCCAUUUUUGUCAUAGGGUGCUGUAUGGCCUCCCAUUGCUGCUGCCUCCACUGCCACACUGUGGCUCCACACUCUGGUUUUGGCCCCGUGACUGCCCAAAUGAGUGAAGUGCGCGGUGAUUCUAAGAUCGACGACACUCAUCUGCAUGUCAUACUGACUGACAGUAUUAUUUCUCUUCCCCAGCAGACUCCAAGGGCAUUUAAAUUAAAGGUACAGUGUUCAGCACUAAUAUUA
Molecule: messenger RNA, 475 nt
Organism: Staurois parvus
Lineage: Eukaryota; Metazoa; Chordata; Amphibia; Anura; Ranidae
Source: the annotation of a GenBank genome assembly